Theileria parva strain Muguga is the source of this 1857-nucleotide messenger RNA. RefSeq lists its product as uncharacterized. Bases 1 to 1857 code for a protein of 618 amino acids. The record is from RefSeq and is a predicted model, not a curated record. The transcript has a single exon. Lineage: Eukaryota; Apicomplexa; Aconoidasida; Piroplasmida; Theileriidae.
AUGAAAAUUAAUGUUUUUAAAUUGAUUUAUGUGUUAGUAUUUUUGAAUUGUUUUAGUAAGGUUGUUGAUUCUACUAGUAACCAGUUAGGUCUCUCCAGCUCCUUGCUCAAAAUCAUUACCCAAGACGGUUCAGAACAGAGAACUAAUGAUAGAACUCAAUAUGUUAUUGAAGAUCUGGGUCCCUCACUUUAUUUCAGCUUUAGGACUGGCGCUGUAUGCAAAGAAGUAAAAUAUCAAGACUAUGUACUUUGGACUCUUGAUGGUUCUGAUAGCAAACCCAGAGCUAUAUGUAUGCAUAUGGAUUCAAACCAAAUUGUUUUUCAAUUCAGUGGUAACCUUGUUACGUAUCAACUUACCAAUAAUCAAUGGGAAAGUGAAACUAAGAAUUUGAAUGAAUUAUUUGAAAAUUUGCCUAACGAAUCUGUUGAAAUUAUUACAGAAGAUGGCGAACCUGCCAAUAAAAUGAUCAAGGGAAAAGUUUCAGUUGAUUACAAUCUUGAUGGAACCAAAUGCACUAGUGUUAGUUAUAAUGGAAACCCAUUGUGGACACCAGGAAGUGAAACUGACAACCAGUACCCAAGAAGAGUUAACUAUAACUUUAUUAAAAAAGUUGCUUUGAUUCAGUUUAGUCAUUUCUAUUUACUCUUCAGUUGUGGAAGUGAUAGAUGCAAUCUUUUAUCUAAGACAAAGAUUUGUGAACCAUCAAGUGGCAUUACAAUUAUAACCAAUGAUCAGGCCGGAUCAACUCAAGAAGGCGAUAUGAGUUCAUAUUUAGUGAGGGAAUAUGAUUUAGUAUCAGAGUAUGUAUUUAAUAAUGAAUACAACUGUACUGAAUUUAAAUUCGGAAGCCAGACAUUGUGGAAGUAUUCUGAUGAUACUUCAAUUGGUUACCCUAGAACCUUGUGUUUCCAUCAAGAUUUAAGACUCCUUUUUGCCGAGUUCGAUGAACGUAUUUAUUCAUACAAAUGUACUGAACAAGAAUGUAUGAUUAUUACAAAAUACCCACUUGAUGGUUUCACUAAUUCAAGACUCACAUUUGUAACUGAAAAUGACAUGCAUCAGGCUGGUUUCAAUGACCCGGGCCAAUUUAAUGAAAAAUCAUUUGGUUUUGGUUCUGAAUUUACAUUUAAGUCUAAUGUCAAGUGUACUCAGGUCAUGUAUGACAAUAAGCCUGUCUGGACAUAUGGCUCAUAUGAUUCUGGAGACAAACAUCCUGCCAAAGUAUUUUUCAAUUCUUUUACUAAAAUGAUCAUUGUUGAUUUCAUACAAUUUUAUAUGAUUUACCAAUACGAUGGAAGCGUAUUCUAUUUAAUUUCAACUGAUACAUUAUAUGGCUCAACUCAGAAUGACUUUUCAUUCAUUGGAGAAAAUAAUGUGGUACUUGAUAAGAAUGAUUAUGAAGCCAUCAAGUAUCCAUUUGGAUAUGCUGCUGCAGUUCAAUUCAAAAGCGCCAAGUGUUCUGAAAUUAAGUUCAAUGAUAAUACUGUGUGGGCCCAAAAUCCACAGAUUGGACAAAUUAAUCCAGCUGUGCUCUAUGUAAAUUGGGAUAUGAAGAUGCUUAUUGUCGAAUCACCUCAGUUCUUUAACGCUUAUAUGUAUAUUAACAACGAAUGGAAAAACAUAUUUACAUUCCCAGAUGCUUCACAAGAUAGAGCUGAUAUUCCUUCACAAGAUAUAGCUGAUAUUCCUUCACAGGCUCCAGUUGGUAAGCCUCAAGAGGAGAAAGCUUCUAAAUUAAGGGGUGCAGAUGAUUCUAAACCUGUUAAAUUUAACAAAACUGUUGCUAUUUUUUUGGUUGUUAUCGUAAUCGUUGGAAUUUUGUUUAUCGCAUUGGCUAUUAAGUGCUUUAUGAAAUGA